AUGUUCAGCCUGCCCCUGUCCGUCCAGAGGGCGAUGCAACAAGUGCAGGGCGAAAUCCAGCUGGACAGUUCUGUGGGUGAUAGCGCUAUAUCCGACAGACACAACUCGCCCGCCUCGCCUCUGGUGACGGCAUCACUUCAGCUUCCUCGUCGAAGAAGUACACCCGCACGACCAAAUUCUCUCACUCGGCAUAUUAACAGCCUCAAGAGCUUGCCUCACUCAAUGGCAUCCCCAAAUGCCCUCGACAGCCCCGAUUCUUAUGCGAUCGCCGGGAUGACUGCUCUCCACAUCGAGUGA
This is a messenger RNA of Penicillium macrosclerotiorum, 297 nucleotides long. RefSeq lists its product as uncharacterized. NCBI's taxonomy places the organism in Eukaryota, Fungi, Ascomycota, Eurotiomycetes, Eurotiales, Aspergillaceae. The transcript is spliced from 2 exons. The record is from RefSeq and is a predicted model, not a curated record. Bases 1 to 297 code for a protein of 98 amino acids.